CGCCGGGCGCACGCGAGCGACGCGCGCGGUUCGCGGUCGAUCGAUUCGAACGUCGCUCGAUCGAUCGACGCGCGCGCGAGACGCCGACCCGCGACGCCGACCCGACCCGCGACGUCGUUGUUAACGUCGCCGCGAUCGAUCGGCGUCGCGCGACGCGGGCGAUGAUGGCGACGCCGCGCGAGCUCGACGCGCCGAGCGCGGGCUCGCCCGCGCGCGACGACGGCGCGAAAGAUUUUCGUCGAACCGAAUCCGUCGACGGCGAGGCCAUCGCGCGCGAGCGCGCGCACUCGUUCAGCACGCAGUGCUCGUCGCAGACGACGAUCGCGGACUUGGGCCAGGGGCGCGACGACGACGACGACCGCGUCGAGGACGAACGCGUCGCGUUCGACGUCGCGCGCGAUCGCGACGCGCGCGCGAUCGACGAACGGGCGGAGAGAGAAACGCGCGAUGCGAUGGUAGCGCUCGCGCGCGCGCGCGCGGACGCGAUCGGGCCGGACGGCGCGGAUUUAUGCGCCGACGUCGCGCGCGAGCUCCUGCGGCGCGAGCGCGCGGAUCACGGGGCGUUCGUGUUGGACGGCGCGACGGCGCAUCACGCGGCGUACCGGGCGCAGUUGGUGGAGUGGAUUUUGGACGUGUGCGCGGGGGAGCGGUACGGGCCGACGACGGCGGACGUCGCGAUCGGAUACAUGGAUCGAGUGUUGUCGAAAACCGUGGUGCCGAAGACGUCUUUACAUCUCGUCGCGCUGUGCUGCUUGCAGAUUGCGGUGAAAUACGAAGAGAUUGAGGAACGUGUGCCGACGAUGGCGAAACUUCGCGCGUGGACGUCGAACAUGUACUCGCCGGAUAUCAUUCAAAAGAUGGAGUUGGCGGUGUUGAUCGAGCUCAAAUGGGAGCUCGGCAUUCUGACGCCGGCGCACUUUUUGGAAUCUUUCUUGACCAUGAUGAACGGUGGGACGACGAGCGAGGACGAAGUGGACGUCGGUGUGUGGACGCCGCAGUAUCAAGAGGAGUUGAGACAUUUGGUGUGUCAAAUGUACUCGUUGUGCGUGCAAGACGUGAGCUUGGCCAACGAGCUGCCGUCGCGCGUCGCCGCCGCCGUCAUCGCAGCGUCGAGGUUGAACUUGGGCAUCAAGCCCUUGUGUCCACCGACGCUCCGAGUUGCGGCGAACGUGACACCGCAGCAAAUCUAUCCUCUCGUGACGCACAUGCACAGAAUGUGGGAAGAAGCGUACGAAGACGACGAGACGACGAUGAUGGAAGCCGACGUCAAGGCCCACGCGGAUUUCAACUCGCUCGCCAUCGCCAUUCCGCAACAAGAAGGUGUGGUGUAUGCCGAUAAACCCGGGUUCGAGCAGCGCAUCACUGAAAACGCAUCGCCGACGUGUCCGUUGGAUAUGCAGUGGGACGAAUGAGCCGACGCGUUUCAGAGUCGAGAAAUGGAGAGAGAAAGGGGUGAGAUUCUGUGAGAAUCGAGAGACCGAAUCGAGAGACCGAAUCGGUUAGUAAGUAUGGACGGGAUUAUCGCGGUAACUAUUAUCCUACCGCGGUACGCCCAUCGUACCCCAAGGCGAUCAAGGAGUAUUCCAUCAUGUCGGGUAACCAAGCGAGCGCGACGGCGGUAUCGUCAUCACGAGACAACGCCGACUGCGCGGUGUAUUAUUUGUUUGAUUUGUGCC
Messenger RNA from Ostreococcus lucimarinus CCE9901, 1676 nucleotides. RefSeq lists its product with no specific name. The transcript is spliced from 2 exons. The record is from RefSeq and is a predicted model, not a curated record. Bases 453 to 1412 code for a protein of 319 amino acids. Gene Ontology annotation, molecular function: cyclin-dependent protein serine/threonine kinase regulator activity. NCBI's taxonomy places the organism in Eukaryota, Viridiplantae, Chlorophyta, Mamiellophyceae, Mamiellales, Bathycoccaceae. Gene Ontology annotation, cellular component: cytoplasm; cyclin-dependent protein kinase holoenzyme complex; nucleus. Gene Ontology annotation, biological process: regulation of cyclin-dependent protein serine/threonine kinase activity; mitotic cell cycle phase transition.